This is a messenger RNA of Prorocentrum cordatum, 920 nucleotides long. The record is from the annotation of a GenBank genome assembly. NCBI's taxonomy places the organism in Eukaryota, Dinophyceae, Prorocentrales, Prorocentraceae.
AGGCCAAGUGGGAGUCCAUCCGCGCCGCCCAGGCGCAGAACCAGUCCCAGCGCGACAAGGCCAAAGCGAUCCGCGAGCAGACCAGGCAGGGACUUAUGGAGCAGAAGCUUCAGAACGCCAAGACCGCGAAGGAGCAGUCCCGGGUGCACCACAUGCAGAAGAAGGAGCGCGAGACCCAGGAGAGGAUGGCCAACAUGGAGAGGUCGGCCUACCUGAAGGCCCGGCGGGAAGAGGCCAGCAAGAAGCUCGAGGAGAAACGCUUGGCGCAGAUAGAGAAGUUCCGCGAGGACUACGAGGCGCGGACGGCCCAGGAGGAGCUGCUGCGGCAGAGGACAGACGCGCUCGUGGCGAAGAUGGAGAAGGAGGAGAUGGAGCUCAUCCAGCGGUUGCAGAACACUCAGACAAUCCAGCGGAACGCUUACGAGGAGCUCGAGAUGGCGCUGGGCCAGAACAGCCAACAGAUCUCCACGAACUCUCGCUCGGGUCCGACGUCGCUGCCCGCGGCCACGGCGUGAAGCGCCCUGGCGGACGGGUGGCUUGCUCUGCCCUGGUUGAAGAAGGUGGGCAGGAAGGGUUGAAAGCUUGUUGCGGCACGCAACCCUUCUUAGAUGAGCUUGGUUGCACUGCCCGAGCUCUUUUCCCUGGUGUAGGAUGCGCCAGCAGCGGCCUCUUUAUACAGCGGCCUGCUAUUUGCACGCUGUCCAGUACAUAUGUUUCUACCCGGACUGAUACACGCCGCGUCAGGUGGCCGCGACCAUUGGGGUCAUCGCAGUGCUCGAAAUUUGAGCACUGCUCGGCGUGCGCGCCUGAAGGAGGAGGAGGAGGAAACUGGGGGAGGAAAACCAGGGUGCGCCCAGCAUGUGUCGACGACGCUGCAGCACAGCUUCCCGCUCAAAGUCCCCUCCUCAGAGGCCCCCUGC